This is a messenger RNA of Stegastes partitus (bicolor damselfish), 1980 nucleotides long. RefSeq names its product serine and arginine rich splicing factor 10b (gene srsf10b). Gene Ontology annotation, molecular function: RNA binding. The transcript is spliced from 6 exons. The record is from RefSeq and is a predicted model, not a curated record. Bases 363 to 959 code for a protein of 198 amino acids. NCBI's taxonomy places the organism in Eukaryota, Metazoa, Chordata, Actinopteri, Pomacentridae.
UUCUUCUGAGUGUGUGUAACUUUAUGGCCAGAUACAUGAGGCCUCCAAACACGUCUUUGUUUGUCAGGAACAUCUCCGAUGAGUCCAGAAAAUGUAAAAGCAUCCAGUUGUGGAACCGGCCACAAAGAGUUACAAAGACCCGUGUAGAGUAGCUGUAAAGACAAGUGACACACAGACCUGCAGGAUCAGAGGGAGGGAAAAGAUUGAAAAGAGAAAGUAAAGCAUGAAGAGGAAAAGGGAACGGAGACAAAGCUUGGAAAUGGCGGCAAAGAAUGGGGAAAAGGAAAAAGAGGUUUAAGAGGAAAAAGCAAGCAGGAAACCCAAGUCUCUCUGGGAGUCGAUAAAAGAGUGUAAAGAUCAAGAUGAAGUUCAAAGUCAAGCAUGGCCAAAGCAUGUUUGAGGAUGUGCGCGAUGCAGAAGAUGCUCUUCACAGCCUGGACAGGAAGUGGGUUUGUGGCCGGCAGAUUGAAAUCCAAUUUGCGCAGGGCGACAGAAAGACACCGAAUCAGAUGAAAGCUAAGGAAAGGAGUUCUCCGGGGGGCAGAUCCUCCCGAUACGACGAUUACGACCGAGACAGCCGCCGCCGCCGCCGAUCACGCAGCCGCAGCUACGAGCGAUACCGAUCACGCAGCCCGUCUUACGAUCGCCGUCGCAGGCGAUCAGAGAGCCCUCGAGAGUCUCGCGGACGGGUGUACGGAAGAGGAAGAAGCAGGAGCCGCGAGGACGAAAGAUACAAGCAGAGGCCUCGGAGAGAGUCCAGAGAAAGAUCCAGAUCGCGAUCCAGAUCGGCGUCCCCGCGAGAGCCCGUCAACCCGCCGUCGACCUCCCACUACGUCGAGGAGGAAGUGAGGCGGGUGCAGUCCACCUCCCGCUCCAGGUCCCGGUCGGUGUCGAGAUCACGCUCACGUUCGCGCUCUCGGUCCCGGUCCUGGGCCGGACACAAGUCAGGAGGACGCUAAGCAGAACCUGCCCCCGAUCCAAACCCUCAGUACGGGCCCGAGCGGCUCAUCGUUAAGAAAAGAUCUGUUUGUUUGACAUGAAUGUAACGUCCACUGAACCAUUUGUAGAAAGCUUGUUUUUUCGCGGCUCCAUUUUAAGAACGAUGCUGGUCCUUGGCUUGGUUUUAUAAAAUUGUUUUUGGUAAUAUUUCCCUGUAGGAAUAUGAAACGGCGGUUUCUGUGUUCAGUGGUAGCCUGACAGGAAUAAUAUAUUGUCUUUUUUAUAUACGGUUACUGACAAAUUUUGUUUUCUAGACCCUAUGCACCCAUUUUUGCAACAAAAAAAAGGAAAAAAAAAAACAACCUUCCCACAUUCAGUAUUUUAGGAGAGAAUCCGCUCUGUUGACGAAUCUGAUCUGUGUUUCUGUGUUUUAUCACGUUCAUAACUAAUCGUGUACUUGUCACUGUGCUGCCCAGCAUUUUCCAGCUGCUUUUCUACAGGCGCCCCUUUAUUUCUCAGUAAGAACCUGUUUUAAACGUGCUUCUGAUCGAUAAUCCGUCACAUCACUGUGUGGUAAUUAUCCUGCAACAUGCGAUUGAGGCAGUUUAGGAUUUUUAUAGUAUAAAGGAGAGCUGGCGACUUCCUGGAUGAUUGAGGGAGAUGCAGAGCGUGGUGACUGGUGGCGGCUCUGUCCAGUACAUGAGUGUCGGUGCUAAAGUGCACAGAAGUGACGCCGUGGUCCUUAAAAGUGUUAAAGUUUUGACUUCAACAAACUGUACGAUGAUUUGUUCUCAUUUUGUGGUGUUUUCCGUAAGAGUAGACCUCCUGAAAAAACAAAAAGGCAUUUACUUAGUGACAUUUCUCCAAACAUGGGCUCUGAGAGGAGGAGCAGAAGUUUCUCGCCAGUGUUUACUCGACUGUGUUGAUGGUUUUUUCAGACUGACUCGUGUCGCUGCAUGUUUUAUCCUCCUCGUCUUCUAUCUUUAGUAGGAAGAAACUGUUAUUUUCUGUAAUAAAUGGAUAACAUUCAGUAUAAGAAAA